AUGUCAGCGCUACAUAAGGACCGACUAGACACAGCCAAGAUCAAGUUGUUGUACUUCCCAUGUCUGCGAGCACGCUUCAGUUAUCACUUUUGGAAGCCGACAGGAGUGUCGUGCAAAAUACCCAACUACAAUGUCUUACGUACUUUUGGACCUGCUGCUUUUGGUGGCAUUUGCAGACGCUGUGCCUGCGGAGCUUGUGUUUCGCUGCCCAAGCUGCAGUGCCGAGCGCCAGGCGGAGUGUCCCGCUCUCACUGCCGAGAGCUGCGUCGAGAUCGUGCGCGAACCGGGCUGUGGCUGCUGCCCGGUGUGUGCUCUCCGGGCCGGAGAACCGUGUGGUGUGUACACGCCGCGCUGCGCCAGCGGCUUUCGCUGUUACCCCGAGCCAGACUCGGAGCUGCCACUCGAGCAGUUAGUGCGCGGCCUGGGUCGCUGCGCACUGAAAGCGGACGGGGAACCAACCACGGGGAGCGCUGAUCUGAGCGGUGAAAUGUUGGUGGGUUCACUAGUAGAACAAACUGAAGUCCCUGCAAUUAGAAGGCCUACAAAAGACAACCAGUGGAUUGGACCUAAAGAGAGUGCUGUCAUCCAUCACCGUCAACAGAUGAAGACUAAGAUGAAGUAUAAAGCAGAGGAGCCCAAGGCGUCAUGCACCAAGCUGAGCAAUUGUCAGCAGGAGAUGGAUCAAGUACUUGAGAGGAUCUCUAAAAUGUUGUUCCAAGAUAAUCGUGGACCUCUGGAGGACCUCUAUUCUGUUCACAUACCCAACUGUGACAAGAGGGGCCAGUACAACUUAAAACAGUGUAAGAUGUCAGUGAAUGGACAACGGGGUGAGUGCUGGUGUGUGAACCCCCACACAGGCAGGCACAUCCAGACCUCCCCAGUGGUGAGAGGUGACCCCAACUGCAGUCAGUACAUCAGUGUUUUGGAGAUGGAGCAACCUUCAGCACCGCAAAAGUAAAAGCAUCAAAGAGGACUGGUGCCUAUAGAAUUCUUUAGGUGAUUUGGCAGCAAAAAGAUGGAGAUGGAGACGUGUUGACAAGAAGGAGACUCUUUAUUUGUUGUUACUGUUGUUCUCCAGGUCUUUGCACUGGAUGUUGCCUCCACUGUAGUCAGUUCCUGGUAUUGUGGC
Messenger RNA from Tachysurus vachellii, 1129 nucleotides. RefSeq names its product insulin-like growth factor binding protein 2a (gene igfbp2a). The record is from RefSeq and is a predicted model, not a curated record. Gene Ontology annotation, molecular function: insulin-like growth factor I binding; insulin-like growth factor II binding. Bases 131 to 958 code for a protein of 275 amino acids. The transcript has 5 exons. Gene Ontology annotation, cellular component: extracellular region. Gene Ontology annotation, biological process: regulation of insulin-like growth factor receptor signaling pathway. NCBI's taxonomy places the organism in Eukaryota, Metazoa, Chordata, Actinopteri, Siluriformes, Bagridae.